CCACUGAAGCCAAGACACGUGAGACUGCUGUCCACUAAAAUGGGUCUGAAAGUCACGUGGGACCCACCCAAAGAUGCCACCGGUAGACCCGUGGAGCAUUACAACAUUGCCUAUGGGGAGUCACUGAAAAGUCUUAAGUACAUCAAGGUGAAUGCGGAGACAUGCUCCUUCCUUAUUGAGGAUGUGGAGCCGGGGGUAGUGUACUUUGUGCUGGUUACUGCAGAAAACCACAGUGGAGUGAGCCGUCCUGUUUACAGAGCUGAAAGCCCACCCGGAGGUGAAUGGAUCAAGAUUGAUGAUUUUCCCAUUAAGGGUCCAGGACCGUUUAAUGAGACCGGCACAGAAAAGGAAGUGCCCAACAAGCCCUUGCGCAUGCGUGUCCGGUCUUCCGACGACAAGCUGUCCGUGGCGUGGAAGGCACCCCGCCUGUCUGGAGCCAAGAGUCCACGCAGGUCACGAGGGUUUCUUCUGGGCUAUGGAGAAAGUGGCCGGAAGAUGAAUUACGUUCCACUCACCAGAGAUGAGCGGACACACGAGAUUAAAAAGCUAGCCUCAGAGUCGGUGUAUGUGGUCUCCCUGCAGUCCAUGAACUCCCAGGGGCAGAGCCAGCCAGUCUAUAGGGCUGCCCUCACGAAACGCAAGAUUUCAGAAGAGGAUGAACUGGAUGUACCCAAAGACAUCACUGUACGUGUUAUGUCCUCUCAGUCUGUGCUGGUGGCCUGGGUGGAUCCGAUUUUGGAAAAGCAGAAGAAAGCUGUUGCAUCCAGACAGUACACUGUGCGCUAUCGAGAAAAGGGGGAGUCAGCCAGGUGGGACUACAAGCAAAUCGCCCACCGACGCGUGUUGGUAGAAAACUUGAUUCCAGACACCGUGUAUGAGUUUGCAGUCCGUAUUUCACAGGGGGAAAGAGAUGGCAAGUGGAGCACCUCCGUCUUUCAAAGAACGCCAGAAUCUGCUCCCACAACAGCUCCUGAAAACUUGAACGUCUGGCCAGUCAGUGGCAAGCCUACAGUGGUCACGGCGUCCUGGGACCCACUGCCUGAGACAGAGGGCAGAGUGAAAGAAUACAUUCUUUCCUACGCCCCGGCUCUCAAACCAUUUGGAGCAAAGUCUCUCACCUACCCCGGACACACUACUUCUGCCCUGGUGGAUGGUCUGCAGCCUGGGGAACGCUAUCUGUUCAAAAUCCGGGCUACAAACAGGAGAGGUCCCGGGCCACACUCCAAAGCCUUCAUUGUCGCUAUUCCAACAACCAGUACCAGCAAGUCCGACGACCGGCAGGGCGGGGAUGACCGGCAGGGCGGGGACGACGCCCGGACGCGGGGGAGACCCCGGCCUUCGCCGCUUGCCCCCCGCGCCCCGGCCUCGGCGGAGCGCGCGCCUCCUCCCCCGGCCUCCACCGCAAGCAGGAGCGCCAAGGACGCCCUCCUCGACCUGAAGAACAGGAUCCUGGCCACCGGCGGCGGCGGGCCCAGGAAGCCCCAGCCUCAGCCCGAGAACACCCGGGAGGCGGGCCUUCAGUCCACGCACGUCACGGAGGCCGAGGAGCGGGAUUCCCUGGAGGACCCACGCCCGUACCCCUCGGAGACCCGAGACCAGCGGCGCACCCCGCGGCCCCCAGGCCGCCCCUGGGUCCCGGCUCGGCCUCCGGCCAGGGCCCGACCGCCAGUGCUGCCCCGAAAGGAAGGCGCGGGCACGCGGGGCUCCUCCGCGGCCUCCCCCUCGGCCGAGGCCCCUCGGGCCCCCCAAGACCCCUCUCCGCACCCCAGCGUGACAGACCACGACGGGGAGGUCCGGGAGGAGCCCCACCACCCUGGGAGCCCCGCUGUGGCCCGGCCCGCGCCGCCCCCCAGCCGCCCCGCCACCCCCACCUUCCCGCGGGACCGGAGCCCCGCGCGCGGCUUCCGGCCCGCGGCGGCCCAGGAGGACCCAAUCGCCCGCGCCGCACCGUCCAGGCUGUCCCCGCCCCGCCGAGGCUCCUCCGACCCGCCCCCGGGCCCCCCGCUGGCCAGGGGCUGGAAGGACGGCCCGGCCUCCCACGUGCCCCCUCGGACCCCCUCGUCCAGGACCGAGGCCCCCAACGGGGAGGACCCAACGGGGGAGGACCGGGGUGCCCAGGGCGCCGCGCGGCAGGCCGAGGCCUCCGCCCCGGCCCUGCGGGCCCGGCCGGCCGCGGGCCCCGCGAGUCCGCCCAGGAAUAAACCCUUCCCCGCCGGUGGCCGGGCGCAGGCCUGGUUCGGUGGCGGCCGCGGGCCGAGGUUGCUGCCCGGGAGCACCCCGCCUUCCCCGGGGGCCUCCAGCGCCGCCUCCGGCAUCCCCGGGAACCAGGACGGCGAGAAGCCACGAGCGUCAGGGGGUCGGGAGCCCCCGGGCCGGAGCCCCCAGAGGGGAGCCAGCCCGGACUCCGAAGCCGCCGGCGCGGGCGGGCGGCCCCAUGACAAGUCCGAGGCCCAGGACGUCCGGGGGAGCCCCGACGUGGCCCCCGAUCGCCCGCUGUUCCCCGCGCGCCCCCAGCCCGGGCCCCCUGUGCCCAGGAGGCUGGCCCCCGGCCGGCUCCCCGAAAGGCCGCCCCACCUGCCGCCUCCGUCGGCGCCCCUGCGCCCGCGCCCCUCGGUCCACGCCCCUCGGUCCACGCACGAGGACGCGGGCCGGUCACUAUCCCAGCCCGAGCUCUCGCUGGCCCACGCCAGGCGCCCGGCUCCCCGGGGCCGGGGCCCGGGCCGGGACUCCUCCGGGAGCAGCUCCGAGGACAGCAGCACGGAAGAGGAGGCCACAGAUGUGGGCGCCAUGGACGCCCUUAGGGCCCCGCCCAAGCCCCGCCCGGGCGCCCCUGUCCCUGGCCAGCGCCCCGCGCUGUCCACAUCCCCGCAGUCGGUCUCCACCGCCGAGGACGAGGGCCGCGAAGGGCCGAGGACAGGAGGAAGGGCGAGCGCCCCGCGCGCGCCCGGGGACGGCGAGGUGGACGCCGCGCACGAAGAGGAGGACGCCCCUCGGGGAGAGCGAUCCCCUCCUGCAGGCAGCCCCCCGAGGGCCUCACCCCCGGCCCGCGUCCCUGCCACCCCCGGCCCCCCGCCAGGCCCGCGAUCCUGGCCGCAGCACACCACGCGCGCCCCCGCCAGCUUCUCGUCCACCACGCCCAUGCUGUCGCUGCGCCAGCGGAUGCAGCGCCGCUUCCGGACGCCGGUGGCACGCGCGCCCGCCAGGCUCGCCCACGCGCAAGGUUAUAAUGGCAGACCAAAUAUGGAAGAAAAUGUGUCUUCUGGCAGUAAUGGGAAACCGAAUGGACAAAGAAUUAUCAACGGCCCUCAUGGAACCAAGUGGGUGGUGGAUCUCGAUCGUGGGCUGGUAUUGAAUGCAGAAGGUAGAUACCUCCAAGAUUCACACGGCAAUCCCCUUCGGGUCAGACUGGGAGGAGAUGGCCGCACUAUUGUAGAUCUGGGAGGAACUCCUGUGGUGAGUCCCGAGGGUCUGCCCCUCUUUGGGCAGGGACGACAUGGCAAACCGCUGGCCAGUGCCCAGGAGAAGCCCAUCCUGAGCCUUGGAGGGAAGCCCCUGGUGGGCUUAGAGGUCAUCAGAACGACCACCCAUCCUCCCACCACAACCAUGAGGCCUACCACCACCACAACCACGAGGCCUACCACCACCACAACCACAAGGCCUACCACCUCCACAACCCACACGGUGACUACCACUACCACCACGAUGGCUGCCACCACCACCCGAAGGCCCACAACCACCACUCGGACCACCACCACCACCACCACGACCACCACCCCUGCGCCUCCCACUCCCACCCCUACGUGUCCCCCCGGGACCCUGGAGCAGCACGACGACCACGGCAACUUGAUACUAGACUCACAUGGGAUCCCCGAGUGCUACCCCGAAGAGGAUGAUUUCUCAGGCCUGGAGACAGACAUAACACCGACAGAAGAGGCUUAUGUUGUAUAUGAUGAAGAUUAUGAAUUUGAGACCACACAGCCACCAGCACCAGCCACCACCAUGCCCGCCACCACACCGCAGGUCAUCCAGGAGGAAGGCACCAUCAGCUCCUUCCCUGAGGAAGAAUUUGAUCUGGCAGGAAAGAAGCGGUUUGUUGCUCCAUAUGUGACAUACCUAAGUAAAGAUCCCUCGGCCCCCUGCUCUCUGACGGAUGCUCUGGAUCAUUUCCAAGUGGAGAGCCUGCAUGAAAUCAUUCCCAAUGAUCUGAGGAAGAACGACUUGCCUCCCCAGACAGCCCCUCGCAACAUCACCGUGGUCGCCAUGGAAGGCUGCCACUCGUUUGUCAUUGUAGACUGGGACAAAGCCACCCCCGGGGAUGUGGUCACAGGGUACCUGGUCUACAGUGCAUCCUAUGAAGACUUCAUUAGAAACAAGUGGUCCACUCAAACUUCAUCGGUCACCCAUUUGCCCAUUGAGAACCUGAAGCCAAACACAAGAUAUUACUUUAAAGUUCAAGCCAGAAAUCCUCAUGGCUAUGGACCAGUCAGUCCUUCGGUCUCAUUCGUUACUGAAUCAGACAAUCCUCUGCUCGUAGUGAGGCCCCCAGGUGGUGAGCCCAUCUGGAUUCCAUUUGCUUUCAAACACGACCCGGGCUACACAGACUGCCACGGUCGGCAAUAUGUGAAACGGACGUGGUAUAAAAAGUUUGUGGGAGUCGUUCUUUGCAAUUCACUGAGAUAUAAGAUCUACCUCAGUGACAACUUGAAAGACACAUUCUACAGCAUUGGAGAUAGCUGGGGAAGAGGGGAAGACCACUGCCAGUUUGUGGAUUCGCACCUUGAUGGACGCACAGGGCCUCAGUCCUAUAUAGAAGCGCUCCCUACCAUCCAAGGAUACUAUCGCCAGUAUCGCCAGGAGCCCGUCAGCUUUGGCCACAUUGGUUUUGGAACCCCCUACUACUAUGUGGGCUGGUAUGAGUGUGGGGUCUCCAUCCCAGGAAAGUGGUGACCACAGGACUGUCCGCUUCAGGUUCGCCCACACAGCCAUGUUGACUAUUUUGCACUUGGGGCCAUGAGCAGGGGAAAGACAGUGUCCCCAGCCCUGCUGGCCCCCAUCUCAGGAGUCCAUCCCACAGGUGCACUCUGGACAUCACGGACAUCUUCAGCCUAGAGCUCAGUCCCACUUGGUCUGGACUACAAACAAGAUUCAGUUUUGCUGAGAUAUUGCUUUUCCACAGUUUUUUUCCCUACAGUUCUUUUUGUCUGUUUGUUUGCAACUGCAUACGCUAGAGCCAUCUGACACCGGCUGCUGAUCCUGUGUGAAGACCAGAGUCUAGACACAGAAUCCCUACACUCCAGCAUCUUCAAGGAGCAGGAUGAGCAUGCAAGGCUUGCUUUAUUGAGCACUGUCUAUUUUUCUCAUUUUCAACUCCUCCAAAGUCAGCUGAACUUGAGCUUCAAUCUCAAACUCAAUCUUGGUAUGCAGUGGAAUUGAAUUUCUGAAAUCAUAGUCAAAGACACUACAGGACAUUAGACUAAAUGCAUCGGGUUUUAUUUGUAAAUUCUCAAUUUUGAUAUAUAUAUGUAUAUAUGCAUAUACAUAUCCACACUUCUCUGCAAGAAUACUGAU
Molecule: messenger RNA, 5568 nt
Organism: Dipodomys spectabilis (banner-tailed kangaroo rat)
Lineage: Eukaryota; Metazoa; Chordata; Mammalia; Rodentia; Heteromyidae
Gene: Fndc1
Product: fibronectin type III domain containing 1
Exons: 24
Coding region: 40-4947 (1635 amino acids)
Molecular function (GO): protein binding
Source: RefSeq, a predicted model, not a curated record